AUGCCCGUCAAGCCUAUCACUGGAACAUUACUACAGCUUGUAACUCAAUUCUUUGUUGAAAUGAGUGACCCUCAAUUCAGCAUUGAAGACGACGCUGUCAAUGUUUACAUCGUUUCUACAUCCCCAUGGGUGCACGAUGGGCCUAUCACUACCGACGUUCUAUACGGUAUCCUUUCUCAGCAUAUAGGAUAUGUCCCUCGGGAAUUCACGGACUUGGAUUGUAUGGUUGUGGUAUACAGUCUUUUGAUGAUGGAUUUCCUGCCUCCUAUUGAUCUGCGUAUGUCGGUCAACCGCAUACUUUACUCGCUUAAUGGGAAGGACCUUACGCGUUAUCUUACGGAUAAUUUGGAUACCGAGGAUAGCGAUUUGCUAGAAAGUCAGCUUCAAAGAAUUCAAUAA
Messenger RNA from Penicillium hordei, 399 nucleotides. RefSeq lists its product as uncharacterized. The transcript has 2 exons. Bases 1 to 399 code for a protein of 132 amino acids. NCBI's taxonomy places the organism in Eukaryota, Fungi, Ascomycota, Eurotiomycetes, Eurotiales, Aspergillaceae. The record is from RefSeq and is a predicted model, not a curated record.